This is a messenger RNA of Daphnia pulicaria, 3033 nucleotides long. RefSeq names its product eIF-2-alpha kinase GCN2-like. Lineage: Eukaryota; Metazoa; Arthropoda; Branchiopoda; Diplostraca; Daphniidae. The record is from RefSeq and is a predicted model, not a curated record. Gene Ontology annotation, biological process: protein phosphorylation. Gene Ontology annotation, cellular component: cytosol. Gene Ontology annotation, molecular function: ATP binding; eukaryotic translation initiation factor 2alpha kinase activity.
AAGAAACAACCUGCUCUGUUAAGUGAGCUUCGAAGAAUAACAAACCUAGAUCCUAACCAACAUCCCUUCCUUGAAAUAAAUCUUGGUUCUUCACAAACCAGUAAUAAAAAUGAAGCCCAAUCAAAUUUGGAUCACACAAUAGAGGCACAAAAGUUAUGCACACAUCCAAAAGUUAAAAAAAUUUCGUUCUCGAACAAGGAUGGAGGUCGAAUUUAUUACUGUGGGCCGUGCUUGGGUAUAUGUCGGCCAAAUAGGUAUAUUUGCGCUGCUGUGGAACCCAAUCUAAAAGAAGCAGCAACUAUUACAACCUAUCAGAUUUCUUGUGUGAACCUGGAAUCUCGACGCAAGCAAAUAUCUUUGGUUGAGCAAGAGUUUCGAUUACUGGAACGUAAUGUUCACCACUCAGCUCUCAUUCCGUUGCUAGCCUUCAAAUGGGAAAUGUCAGAAGAUGAAGAAUGCUUUUAUCUCUAUGUUGCGGAGCAACUUGUGCCUGGAUUAUCCUUGAAUUUCUUUAUUAAUAGAGGCUUUAGCGUUAGCGUUGACAUAUUGCGCUAUAUAACCGGUAACAUACUUCAAGCGCUUCAAGUCCUGCAUAGAGCUAACGUGGUACACAAAAAUCUUCGUCAUAGCAGCAUUUUUCUGGACAGCUUUGGUGAAGUUAAAGUCGGUGACUACAGUCUUGAGUCUAGGAUCAAUGAAAUUUUUUCCAUUCAAGAUGAUCGACCUUCGUUAUCGAUGUAUCCUUCUGCUCCUGGAAGAGGGGGGAAAAGAGGAGAUAUCCACCGACUAGGCAUUCUUCUUUGGACUUUAUAUCAAGGAAAUAUUGUUCACCGUUGGGAUUGCCUGAAGCUUCCGUCAUCCAUGCCGCUUUUGCUAAGAGAUUUAAUAGGGAAAUGCAUUGGUUCUGAUAUUGAGAAAGAUAGAAUGAGCAUUGACGAACUCUUAUCACACGCUUUUCUCAAGACGCCGAUUUUUCGAGAACACCAAGAACAGGAGGAGAGUAGAGAUGACGAUAAAUUUCGAUCUGAUGUUCCACAAGUUGCUUCCAGAACGGAAAUGCCUCAUAUCCCAUCGAGGUUACUCAGCGAGUUUGAAACACUCCAGUUCUUGGGCUCUGGGGGGUUUGGAGAUGUUCUUAAAGUACGGAACAAGCUAGAUGGCAACAUUUAUGCAAUUAAAAGAAUAUUGCUUGAUGCCAAAAGUCGCCAACUCAACAAAAAAAUUACUCGCGAAGUCAAACUUCUUUCUCGUCUCAAUCAUGAAAAUAUCGUCCGGUAUUACAACUCUUGGUUGGAAACUGUUCAGACUGAUUCGCCUUCUCGUUCAGGACAUAGCGAAAGUCGGGACGACCCCAAAGUUAACGGAAUGAAGCAAAACAACGUUGCAGAAUCAGACAGCUCGGAUUUAUCUCAUUCAAGAGGCCCAUGGUUUAUCAAGCCUCAGGAAAGCAGUUCAUCAGGAGGUAUCGAGUUUGACUCAGAUGGUCUAGAAAGCUCAUCGUCGGAAGAAGAGGAAUCUUCCAAGGAAUGGCAGCAUGGCAUGGAAAGAAUAAAGGUCCUAAGUUCUCUUCGACUACCAGAAAUCGUUCUCCCGGUUUCAGAUAAUCUAACUGGCAAAGAGGUUCAGUUAAUUAAUUGGUUACUGAAUCACAAUCCAAGUGCGCGCCCCUCGUCCACGGAAUUGCUUCAAUCCCCGAUUUUGCCUCCUCCGCAGCUAGAAGAAGCUGAAUUACAGGAAAUGAUCCGCCAUACUCUUUCCAACACACAGAGCAAAGCGUACAAACAUUUGGUGGCUUCAUGUUUUCAGCAAAAAAUGACCAUCUCUGAAGAUCUAGUCUACAAUAUGGACAUGACCUCUUCAGCAGGAUUGCAGCAAUCAGCCUGGAUUUUUCAGGCCGUGCAAGAAGUUUUUGUUAAACAUUGUCAGCGAAGAGGGGCUAUUUACUUUAAAACUACGACAUUAUCUCCUAAGAAAAGUCAACCAAAUCAAGGAUUGUCACAGGUUCUUCUGAUGAAUCACGUCGGUAGCAUAGUGACUUUACCAACGGAUCUUCAAACUCCUUUUGCCCGAUUCAUCUCCCGUUCCAAUCUCACCUGGCUAAAACGUUACUGCAUAGAUUACGUUUAUAGCGAAAGAAAACUCGUAGGCCUUCACCCCAAGUCGUUCCCGGAACUCGCAUUCGACAUUGUAACCCCUUCACCGUCAUCAGUACUUGCAGAUGCUGAAGUUUUGGUCACAAUUUCAGACGUUUUCUCCGAUCAGUGCUUGAAAAUUGAAAGGAAAAUAACGCUCGAGUUGGGACAUCAUUUGCUUCUUAAAGGCGUGCUGAUCCACUGUGGCAUCCCCGAGGACAAGCGUUCGGAGCUUUGCCACAUACUUAAAACGCGCUCGAAAUCCGAAGGGCAAAUUCAAAACAAAACAGCGAAAUUGGCUAUCUCGCGCCAGUCGAUUGAUAUGCUUUUAAAUUUGUUGGAAAGUCGGAAAGGAGAAGCAGCAUCUUUGGCCAAACAAGCGCUACACGAGCUUGACGCGAUUGCCACUCACGCUGAGUGCAUGGGGUUACGAAAUACCUAUAGCAUACGCAUCGACACCGCCCUUCAAAACUACACUACCCAUUGGGGUAUGGUCUUCCGAUUUGUUUGUCGAUCGAACUUGAGAAAAACUAAGAUUGACGACGUCUUAGCGACCGGAGGUCGUUACGAUGCAUUGGUCAGAUCUUUUCAGAAUGCACUUGUCAAUCGGAAUAAAGUAGAUGGUGAGCCAAUGAGUCAACCCACAGUCGUUGGUGGCUUCAUCCAUUUAGACAGAGUUGCAGCCAUCCUGAAAGAAACUGAGGUUGUUGAACGUAAUUCGAUUAUUACGGUUUUCAUCAUUAACAUUUCAGUGUGCUUCUUAGAAAAGGGCACGCAGUUUCUUUAUGGAAUCGUGUGGUCCUGACACGGAGAUUAUUGAUCCAACGCUGGCUUUUUCCCAUGACCAACGUUCUGCUCCAUCCUUAUCUUCCCGACGUACGCUCAUCCAGCUUCUUACACA